AUGGGCGCAUGUUGCAGUGUUUGUUCAUCGGAAAACGAGGGAUCGUAUGCUCCGUUGUUGGCAGAAAACGAAAGAGAAGCUGUGUCCAAUCUGCUUCGUUAUCUAGAUAAUCGGGGAGAGGUCAAUCUAUUUUCAGAUGGUCCGCUAAAAGCCCUGACGACUCUUGUUUAUUCAGACAACUUAGAUUUGCAACGGUCGGCAGCGCUAGCUUUUGCUGAGAUCACUGAGAAAUAUAUCCGUCCAGUAUCACGAGAGGCCCUUGAACCAAUCCUUCUUCUACUUCAAUCAUCAGAUGUAGAGAUUCAAAGAGCAGCUGGUGCUGCGUUGGGAAAUCUGGCUGUUAAUAAUGAAAACAAGCGUUUAGUGGUAGAAAUGGGUGGACUUGAGCCUCUUAUUCGCCAAAUGAUGUCUCCAAAUGUUGAAGUUCAGUGCAAUGCUGUUGGCUGUAUGACAAACUUGGCUACUCAUGAAGAUAAUAAGGCUAAAAUAGCCCGUUCUGGUGCCCUCAUGCCAUUGACAAAACUAGCGAAAUCAAAAGACAUUAGAGUACAAAGAAACGCUACCGGAGCUUUGUUGAACAUGACGCAUUCAGAUGAGAACCGACAAGAAUUGGUAAAUGCAGGUGCAAUCCCUGUGCUGGUGUCACUAUUAUCAUCAAAGGACGCUGACGUCCAAUAUUAUUGUACUACAGCAUUGAGUAAUAUUGCUGUCGACCUCGAGAACCGUCGUAAGCUUUCUCAAACUGAACCAAGGUUGGUAAAUCAUCUCGUCAGCUUAAUGGGAUCUUCUUCCCCACGUGUACAAUGCCAGGCUGCUUUGGCACUACGGAACUUAGCAUCUGAUGUAAACUAUCAACUGGAAAUCACCCGUGCUGACGGACUACCACAUCUUCUCAAUCUGUUACAAUCGAGCCAUACACCACUAAUACUUGCUGCAGUUGCAUGUAUCCGCAACAUUUCUAUCCAUCCUUUAAAUGAAUCUUCUAUCGUCGAAGCUGGUUUCUUGAAGCCUUUGGUUGAGCUGCUCGGCAAAACAGAUAAUGAGGAGAUUCAAUGCCACACUAUCUCCACCUUACGUAAUCUAGCUGCCUCCUCUGAGAGAACUAAGCUGGAAAUUGUUGAGGCAGGUGCUGUUCAGAAGUGUUUACAGCUUCUACCCAAUGCUGCACCUUCAGUUCAAAGUGAAAUAACUGCUGCUUUGGCAGUCCUGGCUCUUGGAGAUGAGCUAAAGGGUGGGAUGCUAUCCAUGGGUAUUAUUGAGGUUCUCCUUCCUCUCACUGCCAUUGACAAUAUCGAGGUCCAGGGUAACAGUGCUGCUGCUCUUGGUAAUCUGUCAUCGAAGGUAGGAAACUAUGACCCAUUUAUUAAAUGCUGGACUGAGCCUGCGGGAGGUGUCAAGGCUUUUCUUGAAUCAUUCCUCACAAGUCAAGAACCUACUUUUGAGCAUAUUGCAGUUUGGAUGAUCCUCCAACUACUUGAGGCUGAAGACAAGCGACUCACAAGGCUCUUUGUGGAGUCACCAGAGAUUCUCAAGCUUGUAGAAUCACUGGCUCAACGGGAAGUUGUUGAUAGCGCAGGCAACCCGCUAAAUGCUAAUAACAGGGGUAAUAACCCUGAAGAUCAGACAUAUGCCAGUCAAAUGGCAGUUCCAGCUCUCGCAAAGCGCGUGAUCUCCCUUCUUAAAUAA
This is a messenger RNA of Sugiyamaella lignohabitans, 1686 nucleotides long. RefSeq names its product protein anchor VAC8 (gene VAC8). Gene Ontology annotation, cellular component: fungal-type vacuole membrane. The transcript has a single exon. The record is from RefSeq and is a predicted model, not a curated record. NCBI's taxonomy places the organism in Eukaryota, Fungi, Ascomycota, Dipodascomycetes, Dipodascales, Trichomonascaceae. Gene Ontology annotation, biological process: vacuole inheritance; nucleus-vacuole junction assembly. Gene Ontology annotation, molecular function: protein binding; protein-membrane adaptor activity. Bases 1 to 1686 code for a protein of 561 amino acids.